Molecule: messenger RNA, 1185 nt
Organism: Peronospora matthiolae
Lineage: Eukaryota; Oomycota; Peronosporomycetes; Peronosporales; Peronosporaceae
Source: the annotation of a GenBank genome assembly
AUGAGCUCCUCGAAGUCACAGUUGCCGCCGACCUUGCCCUUGGCAAUCAAAAAAGAACCGAAGGAAGAAACGCCACUGUUCGCAACUUGCGUCACCGCAGGUCCAGUAGCCAGCGGCAGCAGCAGUACCAGCAUUCCGCGCAAAGAUUCGAUCGGCUGGGGCGCCGACGAUUUCUUGGGCAUGAUUUCUCACACCCCUCCGGCAUUUUCGCCCGGUAGUUUAACAAUGCCAAUGACGAAACGAGGGCGUAGUGGGAGCGUUUCUAGUCGUCUCUUAAGUGCGUCGGAGUUGGAAGAGCGUGGCUACAUUGACCGAUACCAAAAGGGUGUACUGAAGGACUUGAUUAUUAGUGGAGACGAAGCACUGCAAAAAGCUUUGGAAAAAUUCGAUGCUGGCGACCCGACGACGCUGGAAGCAAUGCUGGACAGUGGCGCGCUUAAUCGGAAAUCCUCGUCGAUUGAUUUAUUGGACGACCUCGAUCUUGGGUUUCUUAAUGUCGGCUCGUUGGGUGAUACACCGAAAGACGAGUUUCCAUCGGGGGCACGAAACCAGUCACUAGACGAGUGGGAUGAACUCGGUUUUGACUCGUCAUUUGCUGACGUGUCAGCUCGUGAUAUUUUGGACGGCGAGUUCUACAGCUCAUCACUUGGUGCUUCGUUGCCCAACUCGUUGCCAUCCAUGGGUCUUGGCAUCACUCCGCCCGCAGGUUUUAGUUUUGCAGAGGACUUUUUAGAUAAACAGGUGAAAACCGAGCCGGGAGUGAAAGUGGAAGGGAGAAGUAACGGUCCUGGGGGCAAGUCCAGCAUGACCUUAUCUGGUGCCACUACUUGUUCAACCGGCUCGUCUGCAGCGUCAUCGACCGCAGUCGCGUCAAGUGUGUCUACUUCUCGUCCAAUCGGCAUUCCAGGAGCUGCUGGGGUUGCGGGCGUUACGCGAACGUUCGGUGGAAUCGACACGGCAAAAGGUAAAGACGGACAAAAUCAGAACUUUGUGGGCGCCUAUUCGCCAGAUUCUAGACGGAAACGUAUUGAGAAAUUUCUUGACAAGCGGCAAAAGCGCGUAUGGCGGAAAGAGGUCAAAUAUGAUGUGCGCAAAAAUUUUGCUGACUCGCGACUGCGGGUGAAGGGUCGGUUUGUAAAGAAGGAGGACGAGCAGUUGCUGCGCGAGUUGCUGAGUUUUACCUAA